AUGUCUGACGGACUCAAUGAUGCCCGAGCGAUGCGGAUAGCAGAGAUUAUGACAGACUUCCGCAACCUGCAGCACUACCUGAGCCAAUUGCGCGUUACACCGACCGCGGAGGAAUACUACCUUGAAGGAUACUCACUGCUUCGAGCCUGCGCGACCGAAGCCCAGACCACCCUCCAAACACCCUUCUCUGCCAGUACAGGGGCAUCUUCGGGGAACCCGGAGAGCGAGAAGCAGCAAUUGAAGACAAUCAUCACAGACGCCGCAGUACGACGAUUCCAGUGCCAACGAGCGUACCUGAGAGCGCAUGCUGGCCUGAGAUGGAUGAACUCGCGUUACAGCAUUCUGCGAGGCCAGAAACCCAACGCAAGUCACCUCGCAGCGCUACAGCAGGUGGAUGGCACGCUGCGCAAUGAGCUCCUCGCCAUCACAGACACCUACGUCGAAAGCUCACUCCGCAACCAGGACGCAGCCCAGGGCAAGUGGCUCAACGAAGAUCCAUCACUCUCACAAAUCCAGCAGGCGCUCAUGCGCCGAUGA
Didymella exigua CBS 183.55 is the source of this 537-nucleotide messenger RNA. RefSeq lists its product as uncharacterized. The coding region runs from base 1 to 537 and encodes 178 amino acids. The record is from RefSeq and is a predicted model, not a curated record. Lineage: Eukaryota; Fungi; Ascomycota; Dothideomycetes; Pleosporales; Didymellaceae. The transcript has 4 exons.